Molecule: messenger RNA, 5453 nt
Organism: Dreissena polymorpha
Lineage: Eukaryota; Metazoa; Mollusca; Bivalvia; Myida; Dreissenidae
Product: kelch-like protein 5
Exons: 12
Coding region: 184-3036 (950 amino acids)
Molecular function (GO): protein binding
Source: RefSeq, a predicted model, not a curated record
AUGGAAAAUAUUAAAUAUGGUGGUAGGGUGUAUGGCUGAAGGUUUGUAAGCAAGCAGGAAGAAUUCAGAAUUCAUAUGCACUACAACAAGGAAGAUAGAUCUAGUGAUCUUGUAUGACCCAGUGAUCAGUACAUUGCAGUUAUGGAGGAUUUAUUCUGCAGCUAAGAUUUUGAUAAUUGAGCCAUGAACGACAGUGAUGAAGAGCCCACCACAUCUUCCCAGGGCAAUAAUUCAAUGAAUAGUAAUAUAGGUCAUCAAGGUCAGGGUAUAGGUCAUCAAGGUCAGGGUAGUGAAUCAGGUCAAGGUCAAUCUCAAUCCAGUUUAACAAAUCAUAAUCUAAGCCAGGCAAACUGUGUGAGGCAAAAUCCUGGUCAGUCAAGACUUUUUAAUAUCUCAGCAGGUCAUUCCAAUUCUUUGAAUAAUAGUUCUAAUGAUGUCAAUCAUUCAAGUCCUAAAGUUAGGGAUGUAAGUCUUACCAGUCAUUUACAACUAUCUGAAAACAAUUGUGUUGGCAAUUCUAUUAACAAUAAUGGUAAAAAAUCACAUGUUCAGUUCCAGUCCACUCCAUUAACUUAUCAUCUAGACAGACCUCAUGGUCAGCUAUCAUCCUCAGCUCAGCCUGACAUGAACUUUGGUCAAACCAAUCAUCCAGCCUCUUACACCAUCAAAGCCAACAACACACCUAGAACUGGCCAACAACCCAGCCUCAGUUUGGGAUAUAUGAAGUCAGUGGUGCGCGACCUGGAAAACCACGGUCCAUUGUGCAGUGACUCUGGUUUGGCCGAUUCUGGCCAACCAAACUUCAGUGAAAGUCAGACGGGAAUUACUGGUCACAACUUGGGCCAGACCAGCCUCUCCAGUUACAGUUUAGACGAGGCGAGUCAGGUCAGCCCGCCCUUGUCCUUUUCAAGUAAGUCCAGUUACAAUCUGGGAGAGACCAACAGAUUGUUCAGAUACAAUUUUGGUCGCCCCAGUCAGUCAAGUCAUAACAUAGGACAAGUUGGCCAUAACAUAGGACAACUUCGUCAUAACAUAGGUCCCUGCGGAAGUGAAGGACAUGCAAGGCAGCCAAGUAACGCUGCUCAGUCUGUUAUAGCUCCAUAUGAACUGUUUGGACAGAGGAACUGUGGACCAAUCAUGGGAGAAGCCGGUCUCAACCAGGUGAAUGCAGGACCAACAAGUGCAGCUUUCUUGAGAUCUGAAGUAGCCCCACCCACGUUCCUCAGUGACCUUGAUGGUGAAAGAUCGUACACUGCAGCUAAUGCACAAGGGUACCUUGUCCACCACACCUAUGCUGGCUCCUCCUAUACUGGUAAAGGUGGUUCCAAGAUGGAGGAAACAGGUGACGCUUUUCACUCUAUGAACCACGCCGAGCGGAUGUUGAAAAAAAUGGAAGAGUACUCACAUAAACAUUCGCUCUGCGACGUUUAUCUUGUCUGUGGACAGCGCCGCAUUCCCGCCCACAGACUCGUGUUAAGCGCUGCCUCAGACUAUUUUGCUGCGAUGUUCACAAACGAUGUGCGCGAGGCCAACAUGGAGGAAAUCAAGAUGAAGGAAAUGGAUCCAGACGCUCUCGAGGCUAUCGUCAAGUUUGCAUACACUGGUACGAUCGAGCUGCGUGAGGACACAGUAGAGAACCUGCUAGCGACGGCAUGCAUGCUGCAGUUGUCCGAAGUGGUCGAAGCAUGCUGUAACUUCCUCAUGAAGCAGCUCCACCCCUCCAACUGCAUCGGGAUACGCCAGUUUGCAGACGCCCAGGGCUGCUGCGAUCUUUACAAGGUUGCAAACAACUAUGUUAUGGAGCGUUUUGGGGAGGUAAUGAACACACAGGAGUUCCUGAUCCUACCACCAGACGAGGUGGCCAAGCUUCUUGCCAGCGAUGAUCUCAACAUUCAGAACGAGGAGACCAUCUACUCAGCCCUAGUCAUGUGGAUCAACCAUGACCAACCCGCUAGGAAGAAGUACCUUGCCAAACUCAUGUCUCACAUACGCCUUCCACUAAUGUCUCCACAGUUCAUAGCUGACAACGUUGAGACCAAUCCCCUGUUCAAGGACAGCAAGGAAUGUCAAGGCCUGAUCAUGGAGGCACUCAAGUACCAUCUGUUGCCUGAACGGCGCUCCUCCUUCCAGAGUCCACGUACCAAGCCACGCAAGUCAACCGUCGGCAUGAUGUUCGCUGUCGGCGGAAUGGACAGCAAUAAAGGACCAUCAACCAUCGAGAAGUAUGACCUGCGGACCAACACCUGGACCCAGGUGGCCAACAUGAAUGGCCGACGCCUGCAGUUUGGAGUGGCUGUGCUGGACAAUAAGCUCUACAUAGUGGGCGGUCGUGAGGGACUAAAGACGCUCAACACGGUAGAGUGCUAUGACCUGAAGAAGAAGACUUGGACACUGAUGCCUCCCAUGUCUACACAUCGACAUGGUUUAGGUGUGGGUGUGCUGGAGGGGCCGAUGUACGCGGUGGGGGGCCAUGAUGGCUGGUCCUACCUCAACACAGUGGAGCGAUGGGACCCUCAGGCUAAGCAGUGGAGCUAUGUGGCCCCUAUGUCCACCCCAAGGAGCACAGUAGGGGUGGCAGUGCUAUUUGGAAAGCUGUAUGCUGUUGGAGGCAGGGAUGGCUCCUCCUGCCUCAAGUCGGUUGAGUGUUUUGACCCGCACACAAACAAGUGGAUGCCAUGUACACCCAUGUCCAAGCGCCGGGGUGGGGUGGGCGUGGCCACUUGUAACGGGUUCCUGUACGCUGUCGGGGGCCAUGAAGCGCCCGCUACCAAUCCCACAUGCUGCAGAUUUGACUGCGCUGAGAGGUAUGACCCAAAGACUGACCAGUGGACCAUGAUAGCGCCGAUCAGCAACCCACGAGACGCCGUGGGCAUGUGUCUCCUAGGUGACAGGCUGUAUGCCGUGGGUGGCUAUGAUGGGCAGCAUUACCUGAAGGACGUUGAGUCUUAUGAUCCUGUCAACAAUGAGUGGUCCAAGGUUGCCUCCCUUAGCACGGGUCGCGCAGGAGCAUACAUCGUGCACGUGCCUCACAGUUGACAAAGACCGCGCUGGUCACUCUCGUCCCUGAGGAAGUGGCCAUCCGGAUUCUUCAACCGCAAGAAAUCCAAACUGAACUCUAGUCAGUCAGACACGUGUAUAUAGGACACACACUAUGAGCUUUCAAUAAGAAUUGUGCUCAUAUUUGUGCGGCGUCAUGUGAAAAUGGGUUUUAUGACAUGUGCCGCCAGCGUACCUCCUGAACAGUUUGCAAAAUUAGGAAGGUUUGGUGGUCUCAAUAGCAGACAGGGUAGCCCCUGGCAUAACCUGGGUUGUCUGGAGCUACCCUGGCCGCAUAUGGUGUAAGACCCAUUUUCACAAAUCCUGGCUCAUUUGUAAUUGGUAUUCUUAUGAAGUCAAUUUUCAAUGUACAUCAGACUGUGCCAGACACUUGUAUAAGUAUAACCGAGUGCUGUGCCUUGGUGUGACACUUUUUGUGAGGUCAGUUUUGUCGCAGUUGUAUUUUAUCAAGUUAGAAGAUGAGAUUUGUUGGGACUACUCGCUAAUUUCUGAGUGAUGGUUUACUUGCUGCUUAAGGAAUCACUCGGAGUUUGACUAAGGACCAGCUGUGGUAGUGAAGUGUCUUCAUGGCAUUUUUCUGUACACGAGUACUGUGUUUUACUUUCAAAACAGGUGCUAUAUCUGUGGACUAGAGGAUUGUCCGUAUUUCCAGAAGUAUUUGUACUAUGUGAAUGACCAGUUUUGUAACAGUUGUGUUUUGUGUAAUAAAAUGACCAUUGUUUGAUGUUCUUCAAAAUUGUGUUUGAUAAUGCUCUAGUGUAUAUUUGAACAAAUAGACUGAAGGGGUCGACUUUGUUGAAUGGUAUUGUUUUUUAGCAACUAAGGUAUUUUGUAUUGAUUCUCGGUACAUUCACCCUUAAUAUGUCUAAACACUUUUAAGUCCUGUUUUUAAUAGGCCAGUGUGUUUGUGAGAUACUGAAUGUGUAAAGGGGCCAAUUAAAGGACUGAGACGGUAAUCUUUUCUGUAUACAUGAUUUUUGAGUAUGUCAUUUUUGGGGCAUUUAUUGUCUUUUGGAUGAAGCCAUUUUCCAGGGCAUUGUUUAAACAUUAUUUUUAUCAUGCAUUACUUGUCUCUAUUGUUUUCACUCAUAUUCUGUUUUUGUAUUAAUGUAAUUAUGAAUAUGUUUUUCUGUCAAUACAUGUACCUUUAUAUUCUAGAGAAAUUAGUUUUUAAUUGUUUUAUAUGUAACCUUAUUUUUGAUGCUGUUGUGAGGCAAUUGCAAUUUACAAUAAAACAACUGCUAUUCAUCAUAUGUGCUUACAACGAAUCAACGUGUAUUCAAGUUUCAUGAUAUUUGUAAGUGGCAAUAACAGUAUUAUUUGGCAAAUAUUGUAGUAGGCAUAAUGAAUUGAUUUGUAUUUGAUCACAUAAGAUAUUGAAUGGCAUGGAAUUUACAACAAUUAUAAGCAAAUCAUAACUACGGAAAUCCUCUGUUAAACGGUUGUAAUAUUUUACACAAAAGUGCACAGGUAAUUUCUAAGCAAUUUUGAAACAAGCUUGUAAUUUUGAGUAAAUGGAAAUUAAUUAAUUUAACAAUAGCAGAGGUUAAGUUCACAUUUUCUUGGCAUUCCCACAUCCAUCAAUUGCAUUAAUGAAUUCAAGAAUUGCCAAUACAGGUACAUGUAUUUUUAAGCAUAAUUCUAAUUUGUUGUGAUAAUGAUGACAUAAUGAUAAUAUAUAUAUAUAUAUAUAUAAUAUAAUAUAUAUCUUCUCACUGAAAAGUGCUAUAUUAAUAUCAUUCAGACAGAAUAAACGUAAGAAUUUCUUAUAUGUACAUAAAUAAAGUACUACGUUUCUAUAAUUGAUGCAUGUUUGACGAGAGUUGUUUGAAAUUUAAGGACCAUUCAGAAAACAAGAUCUUUUUUCUUUUUAGAUUAAUCUUUGUAGACUAAGGUGAAUACUCAUUGUUAAUACAAUUUGUUCAAUAUAAUAAUGCAAAUCAAUUUUUAUUUGGCAAUUUGCACCAUGAUCUAGAUUAUUCCCUAGUACUUGUCAGACUGCAUGCAAAGUAUCAACCAAACUCUUGGAAAAUCGGGCUUAAUGCAUGUAAAUAAAGUUUGGUCCCUGAUUAGCCUGUGCAGUCUGCAUGCAUGGACUUAUCAUGGACAACACUUUUAUGCAAUUUUUCUUGUAAAGAAAGUCUUUUCCAAAUUAAAAUUCAGUCAAGGCAAAAAGUAUUGGCCUUGUUUAGCCUGGGACAGUACAUAAAGCACCUGCAUUAAGACAGGGUUUUGUAGAGAUGUGCUCAUAUACCUGUGUAUAUUUGUUCAGUGUUAAUUUUUGGACUCUGUCUUGCAUGUGCUAUUCAGUCCCUAGUCCUACACUGGUUGUAUUUGUAGAAAUUCCAAUCCUUUAUCAUGAUCAAUCAAAAUAAUAAAUUAUAAAUUUUCUUCAA